AUGCGUUUCAAGAGCCAGAUUAAGAAUGUGAACUUGUUUGCCAAGUUCUGCGCUUCUUUGGCCUCCCUGGGCCAGAUUGCCUGGUGCCGGCUGAACGACGAUGAUGUGCAGUUCACUAUCGUCCCCGACAAGGGGAGCCAGGUCUGGUCGGUUCUGAAGCCCGAGACGGUCUUCGAGACAUACAUCCUCCAGUCAGCAUCCCCCAAGAACACCAUCAACCUCGAGGUGCCUAUUCAGGCACUGUCAAGGGCCCUCAAAUCGGCCUACAAUGCGACGUCCACUCAGAUCCGACUGACCAAGAAGGACAACGUUCCUAUGCUGUCAUUGACGAUUGUGACUACUACAUUCACCGGUGGUACUAAUGUCGUUGCCCUGCCGCCGUCGACUUCGACUUUCGAGGAGGGCGACGCCUUCGACUUUUCCGAAAGUGGGUUAUCUCAAGCCAACGGCGCCAGAGAACGAGAGACCGUCAUUACCCAGGAUAUCCCAGUCAAGGUCCUCACGAUGGAGGUGGUGGAAAGGAUCCAUCAGCCCCGGACUCAGGAACCUGAUGUCAACAUCUUUCUGCCUCCGUUGGCGCAGAUCAAGACUAUAUCUGACAGAUUCACCAGGCUUGCCCUGGCCACUACCAAAGCCUCUGCAAACACGAGUCCACGCCUCGAACUCAGUGCGAAUAUGCAUGGUUCGUUGAAGAUCUCCGUAAAGACGGACGCUCUGAAUAUUACCAGCCGUUGGACCGGACUAGCCAACCCUGAAUUAGAUCCGGCACAUUUCCCAGAUGGUUCGCAGGGUGUAAGGGACCACCCAAGCACCAGAAUGAAGGAAUUGGGCGGGCCGACUGGCGAAAACGAAGCGGGAUGGUCCAAGGUCAGGAUCGAUGCCAAAGAUUGGUCAAGAGUUCUCAGCGUCGGUAGGGUGAGUGCUCGUGUUAUUGCUUGCUUCAUCAACGAGGGCGGGUUGGUGUUGUAUGUCUAUCUGCCAAAUGAUGAAAAUGGGAGUGAAGAUGAGUCGUGUUUGACGUACUACAUCAGCUCUUUCGCCGCAUGA
Molecule: messenger RNA, 1047 nt
Organism: Exophiala spinifera
Lineage: Eukaryota; Fungi; Ascomycota; Eurotiomycetes; Chaetothyriales; Herpotrichiellaceae
Exons: 3
Coding region: 1-1047 (348 amino acids)
Biological process (GO): telomere maintenance; mitotic DNA replication checkpoint signaling; mitotic intra-S DNA damage checkpoint signaling
Cellular component (GO): site of double-strand break; nucleolus; checkpoint clamp complex
Source: RefSeq, a predicted model, not a curated record